AUGAGUGAUGAUGACUUUUUCCAAGACAAAGGCAGCAGCUCGUUACAGUACAUCAAGUGCAAGACCAGCACAAAGAUUGAUGAUAUUUUGAAGAGGCGAAAGAAUAAGUUAAUCAACGAGGAGAACGAUAAGCGGAGCCAGAAUGAGGCGUCCUCCCCCCAAUAUAACCCAACAGUUCGAAAUGAAAAGGAAGAACACACCGAAGGAAGCAGACGCGGAAAUGAUGAAGGGUACUUUGAAUUGGAAGAAAAAAGUGACAAUGAAGAAAGGAGAAGCAGCUACCAACUUGAGGAUGUGAAUAAAUAUCUGAUAAGGCAUAGUGAUGCAAACAUGUUGGAUGAGGACAGAGAGCUGAAGUUGGGCAGAAAUUACACACAAGACAGAUAUAGCUUAGGGAAGAAAAGUUUCACAAAGGAUUCUAUUAAGGAUAUUUUUUCCUAUGAUGAAAAAUUAAAAAAGGGGAACAUUAAAAGUUGCAUCAAUUUAUCCACCUUUGAUGAUACAAAAAGGAGUCCAUUAGGAGCGUCAAAAUUGUUGGAGCAUUUAAACGUAGAGGGAAAAGAAAAGAGUAGUAGUCCAUACCAUCAGCAUAAUGGGGAAGAAGGGAACGUAGGUUACGGAGAGGAUAUCCUUGGGGGUAACUUAAAGAACAUAUAUAAGACUCCCAGUACAGAGGUCCUUUUGAGAGAGAUAAGAAGUAAAGGGGAUGAGGACGGCAGGAUUCUUCACGACGGUGAGGAUGUGGAAGGGGAAUUUCAUAAAGGGUAUGAUGAAAACAAGGAAGAAAUUUUUGCAAACUUAAAUAAGAUGUACCUAAACGAUGUAGAUUUAAAUAAAACUCCAAGUAAAAGUUUCUCGAAGAGCUAUUUUGAUUAUUUAAAGUUCGAAACAGCUGGGAAGAUGAAUAUGAGCGAACUGGAGACUCCUGCUAAUUUGAAAGAGGACAAAGAUGAAGAGGGGACGAACACACCAUUUAUUACAUAUUAUUUGGCUGGAAAGACGAGCAAAAAUGGACUUGAGCAGGAGGGAAAUGUACAUUAUCCUUGUGAUGAUGAAAAAGGUGGAGUUGUCCACCCUGGGGCGGAGGCUGAAAAGGGUAGUGGCAGUUAUUUGCCACCAAGCGAGAAUCCACAAAUAAUUGAAGACUUAAUUUCGAAAGGAGAACAGGACAAAAAAAGGGAUAGCCAUUUUGUUACGGAGGAAGAAGUGAGUGCUGUUUCCCAUUUGGAUAAAUUUAAAAGUAUGGUCUCUAACCAAGGGGAUGAUACUAAAUAUAGAAGGAGCUACAAUGGAGGGGGCGGAGGAGGAGGAGGAGGAGGAGAGAGUGGGACCCUUCUGAAGGCUUCCACAUCGCAAAAGUACAAUUUUGUAAAGACUAAAGAGGAAUACAAUGAAAUAAUGAGGGGAAAAUAUGGACGAGAUGAAAUUGGAAAAGGUAGUGCAACCACUACUGGAAGGAUUGCAGAGAAUAGAGGCGUAAAUUUUUUGGGCAAUUUUGUCUCAAACAAUAACGUCAGUUUUAAUGACAAUAUAUUUUGUUCAAAUCAAUUUCAUAUAAUAAAUACGAAAUCGUUUCGGGAAAACCUGUUCGCCGAGUCCAAGCAGUGUGACAGGGAGAGAACCAUGCCGCUACAGAUGAUGAAGCAUGUAAGUGACGCGUUACCCCACGGGUGUGAUUUGGGAAGAAGUUUGAUGUUAAGAGACAUGUCGCUAGCUAAUUCAAUAAUGGAGAAGCCAGGCGUCCACGAGGUCUCCUUUGGGGAAGGCGCGUUGCACAGGGGAGGAGACUACCAAUAUGCCAGCCCAUGGAAUGGUAAGGUAGAUACCCAUGAUGACAGACCCUUUGAUGUAAGCAAAAACAAUUUGGUGGUUAACUCCAUGAUGUUGCAAAGGUCUCAAACAGGAAUUAACCAAAUAGACCAAUUUGCAAUUCAUAGGAGUGCCAGUUUUGGGGAUAUAAAAAAAAGCACCAGUUUGGUAAACAAGUUUGAUAAGGACCCACACACAGAUGUGUAUGUUCGUGAAUACAGCACGGGGGUUGAUAACCCUCCUGUUCGUUUUAAUUCUUUAAAAAGGAGCACUGUAAAUUUAGCUAGCCACGAGGAAGAGAACCAUAGCAGAUGGAGCAAAAGUGAGCAUAACAUAAACGCUGGUGACCACACAGAGGUGAGCAAGAAUGUCAAUUACAAUAAUGAAAGGAGCUAUAACACUAUGAAAGAGAUGGAUUCGGAGGAGGGAACAAUAAUACGUGGAAGCGAUCUGUCCAACGCGAAAAACGGAAUCAUUUUCACCAAAUUGAGCAAUUUGCACAAGCAUAGCGAUGAUGAGAGGGAUGUUCUUCACAACACCAGCAAAUACUCAAUCGAAGGCAGAGAGAAAAAAAAAAACUUCUCCAAUAGUUCUGAACAUGUAUAUCUGAGGAGUAGUCAUUAUAACGAUGUAGGGGAGAGAAGACCAAAUUAUGCAAAUGCGGUUAAGAAAAAAAAAAACAUCACCGUAGAUAUUGGAGGUGUUAAUAAGCAUACGUACGAUGGUGUUGUGGGCUUUGUGGACAUAAACAAAUCACAUGAAUUGCCAUCCUUCUUUGAGAAAGCACACAUGGGUAAUUGUGAAGAAGGGAGUGUAAUGCAUAGAAGUGUGGCCAGUAAACACGCCAAUGCCAUUAUACCUGCUGAUGGAAUGACGAAUGCGCAUAUGGAUGAGGGCAAUGGAAUGAGUUUUUAUAAUGGUUCCUUUGUGGGGAGGGAAUUACUUCCUGUGGGGAGCAAAAGUGGUUUGAACAAGUUAGGCGAGACUGCCGAUUUCGGAGGGAAAGAGAGCAGUGAUUUCUCCGAAUCAAGAAAUACCGACAACACGGUUAGGAUAAUCUCUGGAGAGGGUUACGUUUCUGACAGGAGGAGGGAAGUCAUGGACGGGCGUGACUUGAGGCAGUAUUGGUUCGACUACAUAAAUAGCAGCUUUGGUAGCGUCAAUGCGAAUGAUAUACGGGGGUUGAUAUUUGGCAGUUCGCAGGGACGCAUCGAUAGUAGUGCUGCUAACAAACACUUCGGGCCCAUAUCACACCAGACGCAACACUCUGCGUGUGCAGUGCCUGGGGACGUCUCCACCAACCGCAUUAAUGAAGACGUACUGGCAGAACUGAUCAGGGAAAAAAUAAAGGACAGCAUAAAUGACGUUGUUGAGAGGUUGCUGAGUAGGAGGGGCAAUACGGACAUAGACAGCAAGGAUGUUCUGGGCGAAGUUGAAAGGGAGCCAAAUUUGAGUCAUGCAUCGAAGCGUGACCAGGGGGGGAUAGACGAAGAUGUCGCGCCAGUUGAAGGGGGCGCAGGGGAGCUGAGAGAGAAGAACAGCACUCUUAUUUGUAACAACGGAGUGAAUCAAACCAUAGGUAAACAAUAUGGAGACGAGGUUCAAUCAUCACAGGGCAGUCAACACAUGGGAAGGGAACCGAACAAAGAAACUGUUAUGCUGGAUGAAGAAGAUGUUAACGAAAUUGAGAAGCUGAAUAAUCAUCUCAAAUUGAAUAAAAUAAAAAAAAAAAUAAAAUUGCCAAAAGAAGACAAAGAAAAGAAUCAAGUGAAAUGGAAAAAUGUCCUGUAUAAUUGUAUAGAUAUAAUUUACUUGUUGACGAAUGAAAAUAAUGCGAAAAAUAAAAAAAUGAACUCCUUGUUAGGAGAAAUAAACAAGCUGAACGAAUAUGAAAAGAAGAUAGAGAAUCUGAAUGAAGAGAAUGAAAAAUUGAAAAUAGAAGUGCUGCAAAAGAACGAACUUGUGAAAAAGAAAGACAUUAAGGAAAGGACAAACUUAAAUCUUAAAAUAGCUGAACAAGGAAAAAAAAUUGCUAAUUAUGAGAAGGACAUUAAUAUAUAUAAAAAUAAAGUCAACAAACUGAAUCACAAAAUAAGUAGCAAGGAUAGCGAAUUGGACAAGUUGAAAAAGCAGUACCAGGUAGUAUUGGACGAAAUUGACAAGUGCAAACAGGAUGCAGCUGCUACUGUGAAGCAGGUACUGAACAAAAAGCACACCACUCUGGUUGAUAAGCAAUGCCUAGACAUUUCGAAGCAUUACGAGGUUGAGAUGUGCAUGCUUAACAAAGAGAUCAGGAAUUUGAAGGACCUGCUUAAAAAUUUAAAUAAAACUCCAAGUAAAAGUUUCUCGAAGAGCUAUUUUGAUUAUUUAAAGUUCGAAACAGCUGGGAAGAUGAAUAUGAGCGAACUGGAGACUCCUGCUAAUUUGAAAGAGGACAAAGAUGAAGAGGGGACGAACACACCAUUUAUUACAUAUUAUUUGGCUGGAAAGACGAGCAAAAAUGGACUUGAGCAGGAGGGAAAUGUACAUUAUCCUUGUGAUGAUGAAAAAGGUGGAGUUGUCCACCCUGGGGCGGAGGCUGAAAAGGGUAGUGGCAGUUAUUUGCCACCAAGCGAGAAUCCACAAAUAAUUGAAGACUUAAUUUCGAAAGGAGAACAGGACAAAAAAAGGGAUAGCCAUUUUGUUACGGAGGAAGAAGUGAGUGCUGUUUCCCAUUUGGAUAAAUUUAAAAGUAUGGUCUCUAACCAAGGGGAUGAUACUAAAUAUAGAAGGAGCUACAAUGGAGGGGGCGGAGGAGGAGGAGGAGGAGGAGAGAGUGGGACCCUUCUGAAGGCUUCCACAUCGCAAAAGUACAAUUUUGUAAAGACUAAAGAGGAAUACAAUGAAAUAAUGAGGGGAAAAUAUGGACGAGAUGAAAUUGGAAAAGGUAGUGCAACCACUACUGGAAGGAUUGCAGAGAAUAGAGGCGUAAAUUUUUUGGGCAAUUUUGUCUCAAACAAUAACGUCAGUUUUAAUGACAAUAUAUUUUGUUCAAAUCAAUUUCAUAUAAUAAAUACGAAAUCGUUUCGGGAAAACCUGUUCGCCGAGUCCAAGCAGUGUGACAGGGAGAGAACCAUGCCGCUACAGAUGAUGAAGCAUGUAAGUGACGCGUUACCCCACGGGUGUGAUUUGGGAAGAAGUUUGAUGUUAAGAGACAUGUCGCUAGCUAAUUCAAUAAUGGAGAAGCCAGGCGUCCACGAGGUCUCCUUUGGGGAAGGCGCGUUGCACAGGGGAGGAGACUACCAAUAUGCCAGCCCAUGGAAUGGUAAGGUAGAUACCCAUGAUGACAGACCCUUUGAUGUAAGCAAAAACAAUUUGGUGGUUAACUCCAUGAUGUUGCAAAGGUCUCAAACAGGAAUUAACCAAAUAGACCAAUUUGCAAUUCAUAGGAGUGCCAGUUUUGGGGAUAUAAAAAAAAGCACCAGUUUGGUAAACAAGUUUGAUAAGGACCCACACACAGAUGUGUAUGUUCGUGAAUACAGCACGGGGGUUGAUAACCCUCCUGUUCGUUUUAAUUCUUUAAAAAGGAGCACUGUAAAUUUAGCUAGCCACGAGGAAGAGAACCAUAGCAGAUGGAGCAAAAGUGAGCAUAACAUAAACGCUGGUGACCACACAGAGGUGAGCAAGAAUGUCAAUUACAAUAAUGAAAGGAGCUAUAACACUAUGAAAGAGAUGGAUUCGGAGGAGGGAACAAUAAUACGUGGAAGCGAUCUGUCCAACGCGAAAAACGGAAUCAUUUUCACCAAAUUGAGCAAUUUGCACAAGCAUAGCGAUGAUGAGAGGGAUGUUCUUCACAACACCAGCAAAUACUCAAUCGAAGGCAGAGAGAAAAAAAAAAAACUUCUCCAAUAG
Plasmodium fragile is the source of this 5700-nucleotide messenger RNA. RefSeq lists its product as uncharacterized. Bases 1 to 5700 code for a protein of 1899 amino acids. The transcript is spliced from 2 exons. The record is from RefSeq and is a predicted model, not a curated record. NCBI's taxonomy places the organism in Eukaryota, Apicomplexa, Aconoidasida, Haemosporida, Plasmodiidae.